This is a messenger RNA of Staurois parvus, 339 nucleotides long. NCBI's taxonomy places the organism in Eukaryota, Metazoa, Chordata, Amphibia, Anura, Ranidae. The record is from the annotation of a GenBank genome assembly.
AUGGGGCCCCCGGGCAAUAGGGGAUCAUGGGGCCCCUGUGUCCUAUGAAAAAGAACUUGAAAGGAAGCUUCCAGUGCCAGCCUAAUAAGCUGUGGCCUGGGAAUAUUAUGACCACAUAUUAGGUCAAUGGUGUCACAAGUAUCCCCACCUCCUUGCAGGGGCGGACUGACAACUCAUGGGGCCCCUGGACAAUAGAGGAUCAUGGGGCCCCUGUGUCCUUGCCCAAUCUCAAAAAAAACCUAUGAAAAAGGUACCAGGGGCAUCUCAUGGGGCCCCAUACUGACCCUGGGCCCUCGGACAGUGCCCGAGUUUCCAAAUGGUCAGUCUGCCCCUGCCUCC